This is a messenger RNA of Zea mays, 2907 nucleotides long. RefSeq lists its product as uncharacterized. The transcript is spliced from 11 exons. The record is from RefSeq and is a predicted model, not a curated record. NCBI's taxonomy places the organism in Eukaryota, Viridiplantae, Streptophyta, Magnoliopsida, Poales, Poaceae. Bases 425 to 2581 code for a protein of 718 amino acids.
UCCGACGGCCGGGAUCGUCGCCGUGGGGCCGCAGCGACCGGUGACGAGCGGUCAAAGGCGGGCCGCCCCACCGGCUGCGGCCGGUCACCCUCGCCUCGGGCGCCGCGAAGCUAUUUAGCGCGGUGGCCGGAGCGCCGGCAACGGCUGCCACACCAACACACACAGACUGACAGGCGCAAGAAGAGGAGAGGAGAAGAACAGAGGGGAGUGGAAAUAAUCUAGCAGCGGAAGGGGAAGCAGCACGAAGGGAAGCGGCAGCGGAAGCGGGGUUCUGGCUAAAGUACGUUAAGGUCUUUUUUAUCAGCAAUUCCAGUAAUGUGCCUUGCCUCUUUUACGUGACUAUACAAGACAAUGAAUGGAACUCAUCCCUGGGCCUCCAUGUCCGGAGGUCCAUGUUCUAACCUUGGAUAUGCCAGGGACAUGAAUGUUACAGCCAAGUACUAGCAUGAAUGGUGAUUCAUUGAUGCGUGUUCCUGCGUCACCAAUAUCGUUUUCAUCCAAUAACAUCUCUGGCUCUUCAGUCAUUGACGGUUGCAUCAUGCAGCAAAGUCCACCCCAAGAGCAGGUGCAGAAACAGAGGUCUUCAAGUGUAACAUCACAACCUGUGAUUGAUGCUGGUGGUGCAUUGCAUGCUCAGAAGAAAUCAAGGAUUGAUGUUUGUCAGGGUGGUAUCACGGAACAACAGCUGAUUCAGCAACUGCUCCAUGGUCAGAAUUCUCUUCAUUACCAGGGGCAACAGAAUCCACAGCUUCAAGCUUUAAUGCAGCAUCAUAAACUGGCACAACUUCAGCAACGGCAGCAGCAGCAUCCAUUUUCUCAGAUGCAACAACCCCAAGUUGGUAUUCCUCGGCAGCCUCAACUUAGGCCACCACUGGCACAGACUGGAAUGCAGUUAGGUGGUCCUGUUAGGUCUCCUAUCGAGAGUGGGAUUUGUUCUCGCAGGAUACUGCAGUAUUUAUAUCACAAGCGUCAUCGCCCAGAGAAUAACCCUAUAACAUACUGGAGGAAGCUUGUUGAAGAGUACUUCGCACCUCGAGCAAGAGAAAGAUGGUGUGUCUCUUCUUAUGAAAACAGAGGGAAUUCUUCAGCUGCUGCUCCACAGAAAGCUUUGGAUACGUGGCGAUGUGGCAUUUGCAAUACACAUGGUGGGAAAGGAUAUGAAGUUACCUAUGAAGUACUUCCUAGGCUCUGCCAAAUUAGAUUUGACCAUGGUGUUAUUGAUGAAUACUUAUACUUUGACUCACCCAACGAAUUCCGGUUGCCUAAUGGACAAAUGGUGCUGGAGCAUGCAAAAGUAGUUCAAAAAAGUGUUUAUGAACAUCUGCAUGUUAUACACGAGGGACAUCUGAGAAUAAUUUUCACACCAGAACUGAAGAUAAUGUCUUGGGAGUUCUGUUCACGACGCCAUGAGGAGUACACCACUCGCAAGACUAUAGCACCACAGGUUAAUAAUCUUCUGCAAGUUGCCCAGAAAUUCCAAGCUGUUGUCAGUGAAAGUGGAUCAGCUGGGAUAUCAAAUAAUGAUGCACAAACCAUCUGCAACAUGUUUGUUAAUGCAUCACGGCAACUGGCAAAAAAUCUAGAGCAUCACACCUUAAAUGAACAUGGGCUUUCUAAAAGAUAUGUACGCUGCCUGCAGAUAUCGGAGGUGGUGAAUCACAUGAAGGACUUGAUCGAGUUCAGCCACAAGAGCAAGCUUGGUCCUAAAGAGAGCCUGAACAGUUAUUCUAAAACCACGGCAAAGUUUGAGAAUAUGCAUGAUUCGAGACAGGCCAUGGCUGCCGCUAACCUUGCCAACAACCAGAGCAACACCAAAUUGAUGGGGGUCAAACAAGAGACAAGCACUUCUGCGAACAACCAGACUCCUGGUGCCGGAGCCAUUGGCAACAACAAUCUACCGAUUGCCGCACCUCUAAACACCUACCAGAACAUGCUCAGAAGCUCAGGUGCCAGUACGAUUUCGCUGCAGCAGGAGGCGUCGAGUGUCUUCAAAGGUCCUACAGCAAUGCACAACGGCAUGCAGCUGGAAGCGGCCAGGUCCUUCCUGGGACCUAACCAAGUUCAAUUCCAGCACCACCCACCGUCGUCGUCGUUUCAGCAGCAGCAGCAAAACAGUUUCCAUGGCUUUGGUGUCAACCCGCAGUACCAGCAGCAUGUCCUCAACCAGCUUCUGCAGGAAGUUAAGAACAGUAACAACCGCUCGAAAGCGCAGCAACCGCCUCUGGAUGCACCACCGCCGAAUGCGAGCGGCGGGGGUCUCGCGCCAGGAGUUGCUACCCCCAACGUCAUUGCUGCUACUGGGGAGCAGGGGCAGCAUGUCAAUAACAGUAGCUCUAACCAUAACGGCACGGUAAAGGGUGCUGCUGGUACUGGCCCUAGCAAUGUCAUCAACAAUAGCACAGCCAGCAUGGCUUCGGCCAGAAACAGCAGCUUCAAGUCGGUGAGCAGCAGUCCAGCUGCUGCUGGCAAUGCCGUGAGCUCGAAGGUCGAUGACUCCUUCCAUCAACUGGAGGACCUCGACGACAUGAUCGCUAACGAACUGGUGGAGAGCGGGCUGUUCGGUGCAGGACACGGGUGGUAGUACGCUACUGUGGUAAAGCCAAGCAAUGAGAUAUAAGCCUAAGCCUGAUUGGUGCUGGCAAGUGCUUUUGCCGCCGCCACCCUUCUCUUUCUGUAGAGCUUUAUGUAUUGACAGUUUUCCGAUGAUGAUCAUAUCAUACACUGGCGUCGCUCCAGAUGUGUGUGAGUUGAGAUAGUGGGUUGGAUUGGAUUUGGCUGAUAGUUAGCGUGUGUAUGGCAUGUUGCUGAAUCAAAUGAUGUGAUCAUCGCAAGGUCACAAACAGCCUCUUUGUCAUGUACAUCGUUUUCCAUCAUGCUAUAGUGGGUGUCAGUUAUAAUCUCCUGUUA